AAACUUCACCAGAAAAAUCCUCACACUUUUGUAUCUAUAAUAGAUAGAAACUAAGAAUCUUUUGAAAGAGAGAGAAUUGCGAUGGAGAACGGUGGCAUGAAAACCAAACAAACAAACAAAUCCUCUCUGCAACUCCACCAAGCAGCCGCUCCGGCGGCGCCGCCGCAGACGCGGCUGUGGAAGAUCAUAAUGGUGGCGGCGAUCGCCGCCGGCGUCCAAUUCGGGUGGGCCAUCCAGCUCUCGCUCCUCACCCCUUACGUGCAGCUCUUGGGCAUCAAGCACCAAUACGCCCCCUUAAUCUGGCUCUGCGGCCCUAUCUCCGGCAUGAUUGUGCAGCCCAUGGUCGGCUAUUACAGCGACAACUGCACCUCCCGCUUCGGCCGCCGCCGCCCCUUCAUCGCCGCCGGCGCCUCCCUCGUCACCAUUGCCGUCUUCCUCAUUGGCUUCGCCGCCGACAUCGGCCACGCCUCCGGCGACCCCGUUGGCAAAAUGAUUAAGCCACGCGCUAUUGCUGUUUUCGUCGUUGGCUUCUGGAUUCUCGACGUCGCAAAUAAUAUGUUACAGGGCCCAUGUAGAGCAUUACUGGCGGAUCUGUCCGGCGGGAGAGCGAAGAGGAUGAGAACGGCGAACUCAUUCUUCUCCUUCUUCAUGGCGAUCGGAAACAUCCUGGGUUACGCCGCCGGCUCGUGGUCCGGCCUCCACAAAGUGUUUCCGUUCUCGAAGACCAAAGCCUGCGACGUUUACUGCGCCAACCUGAAGAGCUGUUUCUUCAUCUCCGCCGCUCUGUUACUGUCCCUCACUACCCUGGCCCUGAGCACGGUCCGCGAGCACGAGCUUUCGAAGGAGGUGGACGAAGUAGACGACGACGACGAAAAGUUGCCGUCGGAGAAAUCGAAGUUGCCGUUCUUCGGGGAAAUAUUCGGCGCUCUGAGGGACCUCCCGAGGUCCAUGUGGAUCCUGCUGCUCGUCACGUGCCUCAACUGGAUUGCAUGGUUCCCUUUCUUCCUCUUCGACACGGACUGGAUGGGCAAGGAGGUGUACGGCGGGAACCCCGACGGGAAAGCUAGCGACGGCCGCCUCUACGAGCAGGGCGUCCAGGCGGGCUCCUUGGGGCUCAUGCUCAACUCGGUGGUUCUCGGCGUUAUGUCCCUCGUCGUGGAGCUCAUCGCGCGGCGAUUUGGCGGCGUUAAGAAGCUCUGGGCUGGCGUCAACUUCAUCUUGGCCGCUUGCUUGGCCCUCACCAUUUUGGUCACCAAAAUGGCCGACAAAUCUCGCCGCUUCGCCCCCAACGGUGAUCUCAUGCCACCCUCCGCCGGAGCCCGGGCCGGAGCUUUAACUCUCUUUUCCGUUCUCGGUAUCCCUCUUGCGGUGACUUACAGUAUUCCAUUCGCCCUUGCUUCUAUCUUUUCAAGUAGUACCGGCUCUGGCCAAGGUCUUUCUCUAGGAGUUCUGAACCUUGGGAUUGUGGUGCCACAGAUGUUCGUUUCAUUAGUGGGUGGACCUUGGGACCAGUUGUUUGGAGGUGGGAAUUUGCCAGCAUUUAUAGUAGGGGCAAUUUCGGCAGCACUGAGUGGGAUAUUCGCCAUCACAUUGCUUCCAUCUCCUCCACCUGAUGCUAAGGCUGGGGUCCCUGUGGCUGCUUUCCAUUGAUGAGAUGAUCCCAGUUUGGAAAAUUAUGAAUGUUUUUCCUUUAUUGUCCUUAGCUUUUGGGUGGAUGUAUUUCUUUUUUUUCUCUUUUUUCAUACUUUUUUUUUUGGGUUUCUAGAAAUCAUAAAUACCAUAUAAAUGGGGUCAUGUUUAGUUAAGUUCAAUGUUGCUAAUUACCCUCAAGCUAGUACUUGUUCCCAUCAAGGAUGUGGCCAGCUUGACUGGUGGGUGAGAUGCUAACUUAUUUCAAGCAAGCAUAUCUCACAAGCAAAGAAUUUUAAUGCUACAAAAAACUUUAAUAUAUACAUCUUUUUAAGUC
Ipomoea nil (Japanese morning glory) is the source of this 1966-nucleotide messenger RNA. Its product is annotated as sucrose transport protein-like. The record is from RefSeq and is a predicted model, not a curated record. Lineage: Eukaryota; Viridiplantae; Streptophyta; Magnoliopsida; Solanales; Convolvulaceae. Gene Ontology annotation, cellular component: vacuole; plasma membrane. Gene Ontology annotation, molecular function: sucrose:proton symporter activity. The coding region runs from base 82 to 1650 and encodes 522 amino acids. Gene Ontology annotation, biological process: sucrose transport. The transcript has 5 exons.